Sphaeramia orbicularis (orbiculate cardinalfish) is the source of this 830-nucleotide messenger RNA. RefSeq names its product complexin 4c (gene cplx4c). Lineage: Eukaryota; Metazoa; Chordata; Actinopteri; Kurtiformes; Apogonidae. Gene Ontology annotation, biological process: synaptic vesicle exocytosis; neurotransmitter transport; regulation of neurotransmitter secretion. Gene Ontology annotation, molecular function: syntaxin binding. The record is from RefSeq and is a predicted model, not a curated record. Bases 159 to 632 code for a protein of 157 amino acids. Gene Ontology annotation, cellular component: SNARE complex; terminal bouton. The transcript is spliced from 3 exons.
UAUUGAUACAGUCUAAUCAUCCCUGACACACAAUAGCCAAGGUUUCAGUUUGGGAAGUAUAUACUGCAAGCAGUUGUUCAUAAUUUCUACAUUUCGACAAUACGUUUCCCUUAUCCCUUCCUUGGUCGACACUGAACAACAUCUAUCUCAACUGAUCGAUGGCCUUCCUUAUGAAUCAAAUGUUGGGUGAUAAGUUGAAGAAUUUUACCGGAGGUGGUGGUGAUGGUGGUGAAGACAAAGGAGGAACUGGGAAAGAAACGCCAGAAUCCAAAGGCAUGUCCAGGGAGGAGUUCGAGGAGUACCAGAAACAGCUGGUGGAAGAGAAGAUUCAGCGAGACCAGGACUUUGCCACCAAGAAGGCCGAGAGAGCCAAUCUAAGAGUGGCACUUAGAGAUAAAUACCGACUUCCAGAAAAUGCUCAAGACACUGCAACAGUUGAGAUGGCUGGAGAUGAUAUUGAUGUGCCAGAGGAACUGGCAAAAAUGGUGGAUGAAGAUGCGGAAGAAGAGGAGGUCAACGAUUCAUUCCUGAAGAAACUUCAGAACAUGGACGUGGAUGCUCUUAAAACUAAAGCCCAGACCACAAUGACAGAGAUGAAGCACACUGCAGAGGAGAAGUGCAUUCUAAUGUGAUUUUGAUUGUAAAAAAUACUCCUGCACCACUCCCAGGCCUUUGAUAAAUUGGUAACAUGGAGAGGGAGUGGAGUAGGCUGAUCUUUCUGCUUUUUAAGGUGAUGAAUUUAAUGUGGCCAUGAGGAGGUCUUCACUGCUCUUCUCUUAUUAACAUAUUAGGAGUUACUCCCUUUAUUAAUAAAAGAAAUGCUUGUUUUU